Messenger RNA from Nomia melanderi (Alkali bee), 2617 nucleotides. NCBI's taxonomy places the organism in Eukaryota, Metazoa, Arthropoda, Insecta, Hymenoptera, Halictidae. The record is from RefSeq and is a predicted model, not a curated record.
UGAAUAUAAAGUUCGCUUCGAAGUGUGUAAUAUAUCCUUCAAAUCAUUCACAACGAUCAAAGUGAAGUGAAUAGCGCGAGCUGAAUAAUAUGUUUUUUCGAAUAAGAGAACGCUUUUUUAUUUAACUGCAUCGUAAUUACAGCAUAACAUUAUUAAAAAGUAACUGAUAACCGGAAGCACGAACCGAUAACAAUGCACAAUUAAACGGACCGUCGUUUUUCCAUAAAUUUGAGGCCGUCGAUGAGGUAAAAACUGAACAUUCUAUUUCGUCGCAUCAUAUAAAUGAGUAAAGGAAGCCGAGUCUCGAGAUCCGGACCGUAAACAUGGCGUCACUGCAGCCUGCCGCCCUUAGCGGCCAUUUUCUUAAUCCGUGGAAGCUUUUCGUAUUGCUCGUGAUAGUUUCAACCAGUUUAAAAUUAACGCACUGUCAGGGCAAUUCAUAUUCAUCAUCGUGGUCGUCAGCGUCAGCAUCAGCGUCAGCGUCAUCAGCGUCAGCGUCAUCAUCGUCAUCGUCAUCGUCAUGGGCAUGGCCAUCGUCGUCGUCGUCGUCGUCGUUCAACGAGUCGUCCCUACUGUCAACACCAGAAGAAUGCAAACGGGAGUGUGUUCUAGGCGAAGAGCCCAAAAUUUGUUACUACAAGUUCUUCAUUGAGUUCUACACAGUACUAGGACCUGCUUGCGAUAAAAAGGAACAAUGGAAAGAAUGCAUAUGGGCCGAUGGGGUUGAAAAGACGAUGACGUCGAUCAACCGGCAAUUUCCAGGACCAGCUAUCGAGGUGUGUCAGAACGAUCAGAUCGUAGUAGAUAUAACGAAUGCUGCAUCGGGCACCGAAGUGACCAUGCACUGGCACGGACUAUUCCAAAAUGGCUACCAAUAUUACGAUGGCGUUCCAUACGUCACACAGUGCCCGAUACCCUCAUCGUCGACUUUCAGGUACGAUUUCAACGCGGGAAAUGCGGGCACGCACUUUUAUCAUUCGCAUGUGAUGAUGUACAUGAUGGACGGGCAAGAGGGGCCACUGAUUAUAAGAGAUCCCGACGAUCCACACGCAGAUUUGUACGACGUCGACGAUACCGUUAUAUUCUUAUCCGACUGGAUGCACCAUUUAUCCUUGGAACGUUUCCCGGGUUUCUACAGGAAGGAUCUCGGGCAAGCUGCUCAGAACAUUCUUAUAAACGGAAGAGGAAAUUGGACGGAUCCAGAAACCAAAAAGACUACCAAUGCAAAAUUGACAGUGUUCCCGGUGAAGCCAAAGCUAAGAUACAGAAUUCGAAUAAUUAACUCGUUCAGCACUGUCUGUCCGUCCGAACUGAUCAUCCACGAACACAGGAGUACCCUCAUCGCUCAAGACGGCGCGAACGUGAAGCCUAAAGUAGUGGACAGUCUUGUCCUCUCGACAGGUGAACGCGCGGACGUGAUAAUAGAGACUAAUCAAAAGGUGGAUUCAUAUUGGAUACAAGUGCGCGGUCUCAACGAAUGUGCCGACAAAAAAGUUCAACAAUUCGCCAUUUUGCAAUACGAAGGUGCUCCGGCGACCCCGUCGACGCCACAACCGAGCUACGAUUAUGUUGUUUCCGGUGUUGUAUACAACUCGCUGGAUGCAAGUAAAUGCAACACAAAGGACACAAAGACAGUGGUUUGUGCGAAUCAAUUAGAAAGCGUGAAGGAAGUUGACCCGGACCUCCUGAAAGUCGUUCCAGAUGUACGGCACGUGAUGAACUUCUGGUUCUUCAAUUACACUCAAUACGGCAACAGACUGCUCUUCAACUCGGGCCCUACAUACCGAGCUUUCUUUGAUGUGAACGAUAGGUCUCAGUUAAUUUCAACGUUCAACAACAUCACGUACGAGACUCCGGCCUCGCCGUUGCUGACGGACAGCCGGAGUUACGAAACAAUUUGCAGGCAGAAUGCACCUAAUACUUGCACCCAGCCUUGCACUUGUACUCAAGUACUCCGCGUAAACCGCGGUGCUGUAGCUGAAAUUUUAAUAUACGACUCCAAUCCAUUGGACGGCUUAGACCAUCCGUUCCAUUUACAUGGUUACGAGUUCAGCGUGUUGUCCAUUCAAAGCAUUGUUACGGGCACUACUAACAUCACCGCGAUGGAUGUCAAUACAAUAUUGAGUGAACACACGAAACGUCUUCAACGGGGAGAAUACAAGAAUCCGCCUGGCAAAGACACUGUUAAAAUCCCUAGGGGUGGAUAUGCAAUUAUACGCUUCAGAGCUAAUAAUCCAGGAUAUUGGUUAAUUCAUUGUCAUUUCUCGUGGCAUCAUGCCACUGGUAUGGAAUUAGUUAUUCAAGUAGGAGACCACAGUGAUUUACCCCCGAUACCGCCAGAGUUCCCUACGUGCAGUAACUGGAAACCGCCGUUGCAAACUUUGCAGGACUUUUACGGCUUCAGUUUUCCGAACAACUGAUGCCUGCACAUUCUUUGUCCAGAAUAAUCAAUUUUCGAAUACUAAGUCUGGUGGUUUGUUAUUUCCACAAGUUGGAAAAUCUAAAGGAACAAUUGAGAAACUCUCGUCGCUUCCCACUUUUAAUACAAAUUGCAUACCAGGUCCAAAUGUUUGAGGGGAAAUCGCUGUGCUACGUGAUUCCCAUAACCAGUACCCUG